Messenger RNA from Aspergillus tanneri, 1503 nucleotides. Its product is annotated as DNA primase subunit PRI2. Gene Ontology annotation, cellular component: alpha DNA polymerase:primase complex. The transcript has 3 exons. Gene Ontology annotation, biological process: DNA replication, synthesis of primer. The record is from RefSeq and is a predicted model, not a curated record. Bases 1 to 1503 code for a protein of 500 amino acids. NCBI's taxonomy places the organism in Eukaryota, Fungi, Ascomycota, Eurotiomycetes, Eurotiales, Aspergillaceae.
AUGAUCAGACAAGACGUUUAUAGGAUUGAUCCGAAGCGAAGGACAACACUCGAUCAUAAAAAGAAACAGUUUGCCGUCCCAGUGUUCAAACAGCAAGACUACCCAUAUCGCUUGAACUUCUAUGAAAUCCCGCCGACCGCAGAGAUUACGCUCGAGCAAUUUGAGCAAUGGGCUAUUGAUAGAUUGAAGGUUCUGGCUGAAAUCGAGGCCUGCUCUUAUCGAAAUAAAUCGGCCGCAGAGACUGCUGCGCACAUCACACCUUUGCUUCAAAAAUACCUUCCCCUUUCCUCAAAUACGUCUUCCUCCUCUGGAGCCGCCGACCAGCGAUUGAAAAAUGAGCGCCAAAAAGAUCACUAUUCUCACUUCAUUCUUCGACUGGCAUUUUCAGCCACGGAAGACCUCCGUCGGCGAUUCGUGCGGGCUGAAACGAUGCUCUUCAGAUUCAGAUUUCAGCAGGAUGAUUCCAGAGAGAAACGUGCCUUUGUAGAGAGUCUCAACCUCGAUUUGGAGCCUGUUACUGAGGAAGAGAAAUCGGUGCUCUAUGAGCACCUCUUGAGUGCGACACCGGGCUUACGCCGCAUUGACGAGGAGACGUGGUACAAGGUGGACUGGGAGAGAGUGCCCGAGCUGGUGGAACGGCGAUCAGUAUUUCUGUCCAGAGGAAAAGCAUACGUGCCCAGUAGAGAACAGUUGAGCAUGAUCGUUGCAGAAUUCAGUAGUCGAUUGGAGCGUGCUCUUGAGCUUACGAGUCGGGCCUUGCCACGCCUGGAUGAGGAUGAUCGUCUCACGCCCAUAUUGAAUCACUUAUCCAAAAAUUUUGGAAGCGCGGAAUCAGUAUACUCAGAGGGCGAGGGAGUCGUCGACGAUGCUGCGAUCACGGCGCAGAAUAUUGACAAACUCUCCCACCAUUUCCCACUUUGUAUGCGCAGCCUACACAUGACGCUGCGCAAGAGCAAUCAUUUGAAGCACUAUGGCCGUCUCCAAUACACACUUUUCCUAAAAGGAAUUGGGCUGUCGCUCGAGGAAUGUAUUCUCUUCUGGCGCCAGUCCUUCAAGGGUUUUACGGACGAUGAAUUUAACUCCCGAUACAAGUACAAUAUCCGCCAUGCUUUCGGAGACGUUGGUGGAGAUGUCAACCGCCGAGGCCGGGGAUAUCCUCCUUAUUCGUGCCAGAAAAUCCUCAAUGACUCCAAUCCUGGUGUUGGUCAGACUCAUGGCUGCCCUUACCGACAUUUCUCCGUCGACAAUCUUAUAGGGCUUCUUCAGUCCACGGGUGUGCAUGAUAAGGAGUUGCUCCGCGGGGUGCGAGAGGACGUUGAAAAGACACGAUACCAUAUUGCUUGCAACAGGGUAUUUGAGUGGACACAUAAAGCAGACAUCAAGAGAGUCAAAGAAGAUGGAUCAUGGAGUCAAACCGAUUUAGACACCAUUGUCCACCCAAAUACCUACUUCAAGCGCAGCUAUCUCCUUUCCCAGACUCAAAAGACAACCAAGGAUACUUAA